AUGAUGAUGAUGAUGAUGAUGAUGAUGAUGAUGAUGAUGAUGAUGAUGAUGAUGAUGAUGAUGAUGAUGAUGAUGAUGAUGAUGAUGAUGAUGAUGAUGAUGAUGAUGAUGAUGAUGAUGAUGAUGAUGAUGAUGAUGAUGAUGAUGAUGAUGAUGAUGAUGAUGAUGAUGAUGAUGAUGAUGAUGAUGAUGAUGAUGAUGAUGAUGAUGAUGAUGAUGAUGAUGAUGAUGAUGAUGAUGAUGAUGAUGAUGAUGAUGAUGAUGAUGAUGAUGAUGAUGAUGAUGAUGAUGAUGAUGAUGAUGAUGAUGAUGAUGAUGAUGAUGAUGAUGAUGAUGAUGAUGAUGAUGAUGAUGAUGAUGAUGAUGAUGAUGAUGAUGAUGAUGAUGAUGAUGAUGAUGAUGAUGAUGAUGAUGAUGAUGAUGAUGAUGAUGAUGAUGAUGAUGAUGAUGAUGAUGAUGAUGAUGAUGAUGAUGAUGAUGAUGAUGAUGAUGAUGAUGAUGAUGAUGAUGAUGAUGAUGAUGAUGAUGAUGAUGAUGAUGAUGAUGAUGAUGAUGAUGAUGAUGAUGAUGAUGAUGAUGAUGAUGAUGAUGAUGAUGAUGAUGAUGAUGAUGAUGAUGAUGAUGAUGAUGAUGAUGAUGAUGAUGAUGAUGAUGAUGAUGAUGAUGAUGAUGAUGAUGAUGAUGAUGAUGAUGAUGAUGAUGAUGAUGAUGAUGAUGAUGAUGAUGAUGAUGAUGAUGAUGAUGAUGAUGAUGAUGAUGAUGAUGAUGAUGAUGAUGAUGAUGAUGAUGAUGAUGAUGAUGAUGAUGAUGAUGAUGAUGAUGAUGAUGAUGAUGAUGAUGAUGAUGAUGAUGAUGAUGAUGAUGAUGAUGAUGAUGAUGAUGAUGAUGAUGAUGAAAUGA
Molecule: messenger RNA, 900 nt
Organism: Schistosoma mattheei
Lineage: Eukaryota; Metazoa; Platyhelminthes; Trematoda; Strigeidida; Schistosomatidae
Source: the annotation of a GenBank genome assembly